Prorocentrum cordatum is the source of this 1926-nucleotide messenger RNA. Lineage: Eukaryota; Dinophyceae; Prorocentrales; Prorocentraceae. The record is from the annotation of a GenBank genome assembly.
AUGCUCGUGCUGAGUAAGAAUGCUACCGAUGCGGAGCUGCAAGUUCUUCUCCAUGAGCUCCAUCCGACGGCGCUGAAGACCAAUCCAAGCAUGGGCGAGGUGCCCAUUGUGGAAGGGCGCUUGUCAGACACUGAGCUCCAGGCGCUGCUGGAGAAGCACCCUGGGCGCGUCGAGUUUGUCGAAGAGGAUGAGAAAGAGAAGAAGAUCUGGGAAUCCCUCGACGAAAACGACGGUCCAAUGGAGCGGCGUGCCUACCCAUGGGGCAUCCAGUCCAUUAAUGCGCACGUGAAUCGGGGGCGUGGCGUGGGCGUGAACGUGUACGUCCUGGACACCGGCAUUCACACAUCCCACAUACUAUUCGGUGGCCGGGCCUUCGCAGGAGUUGACGUGGGCACCACAGGGAGUUUCACAUUGUGCGCUCCAAGCAGCACAACGUGCGCUGCGGAUUUCAAUGGGCAUGGCACCCACUGCGCAGGAACGGUAGGGGCCGCGCUAUAUGGCGUCGCGGAUGGAGCGACCAUUUGGGCAAUGAAGGUCCUCGACGACAACGGCGAAGGCUACACCUCUUGGGCCAUUCUAGCGCAGCAGUGGAUUUAUUCGUCUGGUUUGAGGCCAGCAGUGGUCAGCAUGAGUCUCGGAGGUGCUGGCACCAGCGUCGCGGAACAGCUCUCGAUCGACGCGUUGGUGGCUGACGGCGUGACCGUGGUGGUGGCCGGAGGGAACCAGAACCUGGAUGCGUGCGGCUACACUCCAGCGAACGUCGCCUCGGCGAUCACGGUCGGAGCUUACGGCGGGACUUCGGGCUCGUCAUCAGCCAUGUCUCCCUUCAGCAAUUACGGCGCCUGCAUCGACGUCUGGGCGCCUGGCACGUUCAUCCUCUCGACGUACAUUGGCAGCAACGAUGCGCUUGCCCACGGCUCGGGCACGUCCAUGGCGUGCCCCCACGUCGCCGGCCUCGCGGCCAUGAUGUACGAGGCGCACCCCUCGGCGGGAUCCAUGACCGCCUCGCAGAGGUGGGAUCUCAUGACGGCCUCCAACCGCACAGGCUGGGUCACGGGACUUCCGCCGGCUGGCACCUGGGGUGGACUUGCCGCGGUUGGGGAGUCUGUCAAUCUGGUGGCCUUGGCGCCUGCGCCGACCAGCGCCCCGACACCCCCGCCGACGCUCUUGGCCACGUCCUCGCCGACACUCUUGCCCACACCCUUGCCAACAACCUCGCCGACACCCUCGCCGACACCCUUGCCAACGGCAUUGCCAACGGCCUUGCCGACACCUUUGCCGACACCGUCGCCGACACCCUUGCCAACGGCCUCGCCGACACCCUUGCCGACACCCUUGCCGACGGCCUUGCCAACGGCCUUGCCGACACCUUUGCCGACACCGUCGCCGACACCCUUGCCAACGGCCUCGCAGACACCCUCGCCGACACCCUUGCAAACGGCCUCGCCGACACCCUCGCCCACAUCCGCAGCGUCAGCGCCGCUACCAAGCUCAGGUGGAGUAUCCGGCACGGGUGACCCUCAUCUCGCCAACAUGUUCGGCGAGCGUUUUGACCUCUACCGCACUGGCCUGAAUGUCCUCUUGCAGAUACCGCGAUGGGUUGGCCCGCAGCAGACGUUGCUACUCCUGGAGGCUGACACAAGGCGCAUGGGUGGUACGUGCUCUGACGUGUAUUUCCAGGUUGUGAAAAUAUCAGGGGCUUGGACAAACCAUACAGAUGCACUCGAGUUCUUCGCAAAUCCUAGCGAACAUCACCCGAGCAGCCUGAUGUGGACGCGUUUUGGAAAGGUCGAAUUAAAGGUGGCAAACGGUAAGACUCGUGAGGGUAUCGAUUACCUCAACGUCUUCGCACGAAACCUUGGCAAUACUGGUUAUUCGGUCGGCGCGGGGUCGGUGGACUGGGGGAAGACGAUCACGGAGACGUGA